Messenger RNA from Neolamprologus brichardi, 5692 nucleotides. RefSeq lists its product as uncharacterized. Gene Ontology annotation, molecular function: MAP kinase tyrosine/serine/threonine phosphatase activity; MAP kinase tyrosine phosphatase activity; protein tyrosine/threonine phosphatase activity. Gene Ontology annotation, cellular component: cytosol; cytoplasm. The record is from RefSeq and is a predicted model, not a curated record. Lineage: Eukaryota; Metazoa; Chordata; Actinopteri; Cichliformes; Cichlidae. Gene Ontology annotation, biological process: negative regulation of MAPK cascade; peptidyl-tyrosine dephosphorylation.
UCACGGUGCUGAUGCUGCUGCUGCUGGUGGUUAGCCAGGCAGCUAAUCACUGAAGCUCCGGAUAAAUGGUCACAUUUACGGCGUUUAACAUCCACGUUAACCCGCGUCGUGUGGCGGCAGAUGGACGCAUAAUAUCGUGUGCAUGUUCUUGUUGUCGUUUCGUGUAAUGGAGCUGUACCACCCGUGUACGAGCCGUGAGCAACGGAUACUUGUGCAGUCUACGGUUAGCUCGCUAACGCUCGGGGGAUUUUUAAGGUUUACUGUGGUUAAUGGCUCUAGUCGUAGUCAAGCUGUCGUGAGCGAGCCCUGGUUUGCUGCAGCUUCGCUUCCCCACUAGGAUUACCUGACGGUCAGAGCCUCCACCAGCUCCACGAUAUGACUCACACACAGUGAGCCGACCAGCUGGCUGGAUGGCUAGCUCUUUCGUUAGCAGCUAACCUAGGCGGUGAUGCUAGCAGCCGUUCGGGUGUUCGUACCGCCAACUAUCUGAAGCCAUGUCUGCCCGAUGUAGCUGAUGUGUUGCUCGGCUUGCCAAAAGAUGAAGGGCCGGGGUUAUGAUGCGCCUCUGCCUGCAGGAGGCGGAACAUGGAUGCAGAGGAAGAGCGGAGUGCACACAAAGUUUUGGAUCCAAUGGUGCCCUGCAGGCAGAACGGAAGGAUCGGUACUUUGAGAACUCUCCACCGCCUGCUGAAAACCCAGAACACACUGCAGAUUCAGUCCAUCACCCGCUCAGAAUGUGCUGGUUCCUGUCCGAAUCUAAUGAUGAGUAGGAGCGAGCAUGCCGAUGCAAGGCCCGUGCCCGUGGCCCUCACCCCCCAGCUCCCUGCCAGAGCCCACCGGCCUCUCUGUGUGUCGGUGUCCUCCGACAGCAGCGGACGCUUCAAGGCUCUGGAGACGCAGGAGUGGAAGAACAACCUCAAAGCUCAGAUGGAGAAGGCUCACAGUGCAGGAGCAGCCAGCAGCACGGGUUCUCUGGAACGAGCGUCCCUGUUCUGCGCCUCUGCUUCUACCACAGUGUCCAGCUCCGGCCUGUCCAGCCCUGUGGAGAUACUCAACAAGAGCAAGUCCUCCAGCCGCUUCUCUCUCUUCUCGCCGCCCUGGAACAGCAGCUCAGAGUCCGACUCCAACCCGCCGUCCCGCUCCGGCUCUAAGAAGCUCCGCAACUACAGCCGUAGAGCCGCCACGGGGCCGGCCGGAGCGAGGGGCCCCGAUACGCCAGAGCCCAAACCCAGUGGUCCCGAACACUUCCAAUACUCGGAGCCUGUCAUCUCCAAGGUGACCGAUUACAUCUACGUCGGCAACCUAAACGCAGCGUACAAUGGCCGUACGCUGUGCCGCAACAACAUCGAUAGCAUCAUCGACAUGAGCAGUGCUCCAGGAGAAUCGGCCCCCUCCCUUAGCCUCAUACCCUGCACCUGCUCUCGUGGCGCCCGCCACAGCUGGUCCCGCCUCAAAGUGGACAUCGGAGAUGUGCCGGACGCUCUGGGCGAUGGCCCGUCGCUGAAGCAGCGCUGUUUCGAGGACAUCAACGAGUGCAUCAACGCCUCCACGGAGAAGCGGAAGCGCGUCCUGGUCCACUGUCGGGACGGCUACUCUCUGGCGCCCACAUGCAUCAUCCAGUACCUGAUGGUGAAGCAGAACAUGAGGCUGAUCGCUGCCUACGAGCUGCUGAGGGCCAAGUACCCGGUCAACAUCAGAGAGUGCCACCAAAACGUCCUCGUGAGCCUGGAGAGGGCGCUGCGGCCCGGCGGAAACAUUGACCCUGAGUGCUUCAAACAGGCCAUCUCACGCAAAGUGGCGUGGACCUGAUUUUGUUUCCCAUCAUGCUCAGCUGCUGCUCGACGCCCUCUCUGCUCCUCCCACAGUAUUGGAUCCUUUCAUACAGACAACCAAGGGCAGCUGUAGACUGAUCACAUGGAUAUUAUUGUCCCCACUUGUGGUUGUGAGAAUUUGAUGUAUUUCCUCUUCAGACCUGUAAAUGUGACCUGGCCGUGAUUUCCUCCUUCAUACUCGCCAAAUAGGAGACGCAAUAGACUUUGCUGUAGUGCGCAAAGCUUCUCGGUAUAACAGUGUGAUAGUGUUGGCUGUAUAGUUGAUAUAGUCCUGCUUCAGUUCUGUGCCACACCGUCGUGUUGCUGUUCUAUAUCAGGGGAAUUUCUUACCGGGUGAUCUCAGGAGAUUAUUGAUGUCAUACUAGAACCGUGUCAGUGCUCGUUAGAUUAUCCUGCAGCUUCGUUCACACGUGGAAUCAAAAACGCAGCUCGGAGAGUCGGGAAGGGUUCCGCAACAGGUCCGAAAGGGUUAUGAAGCCGUUGCCCGUUCACGUUAUGCAUCCAGCUGGCACCACGGCCACUGUAGGAGCUCUUCCACUUCCUGUUCAUGCCAUUGCACCGAUGUUCGCUGCAGAUCAGACGAGAGCGCGUAAGAGUUAAUGGAACCAAAAUGUCCCCACAAGAGCCCACAUUUGAUUUUAACUUUGAAAAAUGGUGAACGGAUGAUAAUAAUAAAGUCUCUGAACUUGAAUAAAACACGUUUAUGUCUUUUAAGAAGCCGAUCUGGUCCUGAUUGGUCAGAUAAGGAUGUCUGAUAGGAUAGCACCCAUUUCUAAACAAUAACUUGAUAGUUUAACCCCCAAACAGGCUCUUCCAUGUUUGUAUAAGUAGCAGCCGUGCUGUGACGUCUCUAAUACUCACAGAAAUGCCUUUUUUAACUCAAAUAUAUCAUUUGUGUGUUCUUUAUUUUUCUUAAAAUCAAGAUGAACAUUUCCCGAUGAAAAAUACUUAUUCAGCAAAUUUGAUCUCGGAGGGCUGCAUCAUUUUUGGGCUAUUGCCCAGGUUCGGUAAGACGAGCACCAGAGCGUGGUGCAACUCGUAACUGUAGCUCAGUGCAACUAAAAGAAAGGACGCGCUUGCUGGAUGAGCAAAGUUGAACUACAAAAAUCAAACCGAUUGCAGAUUGAGUCGGGUUAUCGCAAAUAUGUUUGCCCAAUUGCUCAGCCUAGAGUUUGCCUUUUAUGGACGACUCAAUAAAGCAAAGGAUGCCUGGAUGCACCAAAACACUGCUGCAUGUUGAAAACGACCUUUCAGGUGUAACCUAGUCAUGUAAAUCCAGUGUGACAUCGCAGUAAUUCCACUGGUGAGACACGUAAGCCUGUAAAGGAUGAUUUUCUUUCUCGCUUUAAGAUGUGAAAUAACUGUAGAAGCAAGCGACCACGUGGGACGUCUUACAACAUGGACUCUGUUACCAGCCUGAACGUUGGGCGAGUGCUGUAAUGUAUCUGUUUAGUUUACACGAAUCAUUUUACGUAAAGACAGUUUAGUAGAACUAAUAGAAAAAAAACAGCAAUGUCCUGAUAAAAUAACUGUUGCCGUGUGUAAAUGAGGUCACCUGUGAUUCAGUACUCUCCCAAUAGUACAUUAACCCAGCGCAGCGUCACUUUGCGUUGUCUAUAUGCACAUUAGAAAACCUAAAGAUGCAACAAACUGGAAUUGCACCAGUAGGGGUUGAAAAUUCCUUCAGCCGUGCUUGGAAUGGCCGCGGCUUUCAAAUAUUUGAAUGCUUAUUAAAUUCUAAGUGUAUCUGUUGUAUCUUCAAAUACAUAUUUUCCCCUAUUUUUGUUUUUUCUAGUGAGCUACUGUAACAUGUUACGACUAUGUGCAGAUGGCUAUAAGACGUAGUUGGUGGUCACCAUUAAACAACUAAAUAGACUAAAGGACGGGCAGAGCUCAUCUUGUUGUGUAGGAAAGGUCAGCAGAAGCUGCUCACGAGUCUUCUGUUAAUUUAGCUCAUUGACUUUAAUUAUGCACCGCAUAGAAACGUGUAAGUAUAUCAGUGGAUUUAUACUUCUGCUCUCCACAUAUGUAGUUUCUGCAAACCCUCUACUGUAACACAUUGAAUCGACGCAGUGGAGUGGAAGACAGCGAUUCAGCUCGAUGAGAAUGGUAUAGAAUUGUUUUACUAAGUAAGUCCACUGCAAAGUCCACCAGGUAGAGCUAACACGUCGCAAGCUAGCCACAACUGCACGCAGUCGUUUGAGAAAUCAUCAGUCUUUGCUUAGAAAUGUCCACCCUAGUUUUUACCCAGAGAACCUCUCCUCACAAAUUUACUAAGUUUUAAUGUGAGCUGCAGACUCGGGCUGAUGCUGGAUCCAUUUAAGAAAAAGUUUUAGUGCCAACUGUAACCUGCCAUCAGGUUCAUGUAGACGUUUGGGCAAAGUUUGGAGAUCUAUAGCUGAUAAAGUCUUAGUUCGGAGUGUCAUAGUAGAUGAAAUAUGGACUUGGGUUGAAACCCAAACAAACCGUCUGUACUCCAGCCAAUGGAGGACAUGCAUGCUGUUUGUUAUCUUUAGAUCUACAGCUGCUUCCUGGAUUAUGUUGCAGUUUCUUCUUCUUCUGUCUUAAAAGGGAACUUUUGCACAUGGACACUUUGUGUUGCUUCUGACCUUUUUGUGCCGUUAUCUAUCUUUUGUGUGCUUAUUUUUUAUUUAUUUUCCCCCCUGAGGUCAUGCUCGACAGGAUGAACGGUCCCUCUUGUCCUCUGUGAGGAAGACUCGAGCCUCGUUUUUAGUGACAGUUCUGUGAAUUUGAACUUUGGUGUGCAGUGAAGUUGAGUGACAUGCAUCUCUUAUCAGUAUUAGUGCACCAUCAUUGCUGAGCUGCUAUUCGGGGUUUAUGCAUGGCAAGAGGUAAUUAUUUUUCUUUACUUUUUCGCUCCACUGCUUACAGAACUGUCUAAAAAGAAGAGUAUUAAAGUUUCCCUGUGAAUGUUUAAAGACACUUAACAUGACUGAGUUUCACAAUGAGGAAAAAGGAGACAAUGUUCAUUAAAAGUAACCAGAUGAAGGUGUUAACAGCAGUCAGGGCUUUGAAGUCAUGAGUCAAAUUCUUCUUAACCUACAAAUAUUUUGUUAAAUGUCAGAAAAUGGUGAAAAUGAUCUUUUCAGAGGUACUGUUUUGUCUUUAAAGGUACCCUUUUUAUUUACCCUUUGCAAAUGUCACCACCAGGGGGCAGCAUUUUAACAGCAGGUGUAUUAAAACAUGUUCAGAUGUGUGCUGCUGUUCGUUAAACUUCCAACGUUUCCUCUCAGCCCCGAUUCCUCUAGACGAUUUGCAUUUUACCAGGUUAGCUGUGGAAAUGGGAAUCUGCUCUUGGAUGACUCACUAUGCCAUCCUGUGGUACGACACGAAACAACGGCAUAGGCCUGUUUUAACAUCAGUUGAUGUCGCUUCAACACAGUACACAGAUGUGUUUCAAUUCAAAGCAGUUGCUUCUUUACAUUCUGUGGGUGUAGUUGGUUUUUAAGUAAAUAUAUAAGCUGUGAAAGGCUGAUGGUGUAUUGUCAUCACUCAGCCAAGUUUUAUAGUUGUAUCUAAUAAAAAUCUUGUAUAAGUUUGAAUCACAGUGACCUUGACCUGAAGGUCAGAGGUCAGUUUUUCUGAAAAUCAUCUAGGAAGUUCAAGUUUAUACAAUAGACACAUCUACUAAGAGGCUAAAAGGAUGGCACUGGCAGUUGCCUUUUGUUGCGUGUGUUAAAUUAAUGAAUUUAGAAGUACCUUUAAAAACACAAACAUUUGCACCAGGAAAGCAUCACCAUAUCUGGCUGUAAUUACUUUAGUUAUAUCUUUAAUGCUUACGCAGGCGUGUGUAUCAAAAAUAGGAAGUAUUGUGGGGGACCAGAACUGCCAAAAUGAAA